GAAUAUUCCAAAGCCGUCUAAGUGCUCCAUUUCCGUGAAUCCCGGAUUUCCGCACAUCACACACAGUGGAGUAUAGCCUCAAGUUAUACUCGGCAAAACCUGCGUUAUAUAUUCUGACAGGGAGUUAUCAAACACCAUGGAACUGAAGGGGAGAGUGUUGGUGUACUCUAUAGUGGGUUGCCCACACUGUAUCCGCGCUAAAAACUAUUUGGAACAGCUGGGUCUACCUUACACAGACGUCUCACUGGAUAAGUACCCUCAGUGUCGAGAAGAGGUGCGAACGAGAACUGGAAAGAACACAGUCCCACAGAUCUUCUUCAACGCCAUCCAUGUUGGGGGCAAUGAAGAGCUGCAGAAACUGAGUGAUGAAGAGCUUCAGGAGCUGAUCAAAGAUGUACAAGAGAAGGAGCCCCCACCUGAUGCUCCUGUUCCACCUGACCCUCUCACAGCUGAAGAUGACGAAGCUGCUGUAGGGUUCCACUGUGAGCCGGAUGAGUACGCCAUGCUUGUACAGGAGCUGAAGGGAUCCGGACUCAUCAAGGACAGGAUGUACAACCUCAGGACAUACAAGAACUGUUUUGUGGGCAGAGAGUUUGUGGACUGGUUAGUCAAGAAGAAAGGAUUAGGAAGGGAGGAAGCUGUUGACAUGGGGCAGAAGCUGGUGAUGGAAGGGUUUGGACACCAUGUCACAGAUGACCACAGGUUCAAGGAUGAGAUGCUGUUCUAUAGACUACUGGAGGAUGACUCUGAGAGCGCCCUCAAUGCUGGGGUUACUGCUGAGUGUCAACCUAGACCAGCUGGUGAACUGAGUGAAGUGAUCAGAAAACUCAUCCUGAAGAUUUACUCCAAGCAUCUAUCAAAGGAUGGCAAGAAAGUAGACUACAAGGGUAUAGGAGAGAGUCCUGAGUUUGAGGACUAUGUGACUCUGACAGCACAGCUACAGAGGGUCAAUGUGACAGACUUGAGCAGGGAGGAGAAACUGGCCUUCUUCAUCAAUAUCUACAAUGCACUGGUCAUCCAUGCCUAUGUCAAGGUGGGACCUCCCACCAACUUAUGGCAGAGAUACAAGUUCUUCAAUGUAGUGAGCUACAUUAUUGGUGGUCACAUCUACUCUCUACAAGACAUAGAGAAUGGUGUCCUCCGUGGCAACAGGAAGGGGAUUGGACAGCUGUUCCGACCAUUUGGCCAGGACGACCCCCGGCUGCCUGUAGCGCUGGAGGAGCCGGAGCCACUCAUUCAUUUUGCACUCGUGUGCGGAGCUAAGAGCUGUCCUCCCAUCAAAACUUACUCUGCUCAGGAAGUUGAGAAACAGUUGAAAAUUGCAGCGGAGGGUUUCUUGGAGGGAGAUGAUGGGAUGCAGGUAGAUAUGAAGAAAAGGGAAGUCAUGCUCAGCAAAAUCUUCAAGUGGUACAAAGUGGACUUUGGAGCCCAAAACAAAGAGGUACUUCAGUGGGUCCACGAUCACAUGUCAGCAGGAGAGAAGAAAUCACAGCUGUCAGAACUGUUGGCUAGCACAAAGUACAAAGUCAGCCACAUGUCAUAUGACUGGGGUGUCAACUCAAAGUAGAAAAGCAAGUAACUAGAGACUAAAUGUCACUGUUCCAGCACUCCAAAAAUGAAGUUUUAAUUUGGGGUGGGGGGGGGUAUAUUUAUUCAUCAAUAUUAGUUACUUAUAGCUGCUUUUCAGACAGCAAAUAGAAA
This is a messenger RNA of Branchiostoma floridae (Florida lancelet), 1701 nucleotides long. RefSeq lists its product as uncharacterized. The record is from RefSeq and is a predicted model, not a curated record. Gene Ontology annotation, molecular function: electron transfer activity. Gene Ontology annotation, biological process: intracellular signal transduction; cell redox homeostasis. NCBI's taxonomy places the organism in Eukaryota, Metazoa, Chordata, Leptocardii, Amphioxiformes, Branchiostomatidae. Bases 137 to 1567 code for a protein of 476 amino acids. The transcript has 10 exons.